This is a messenger RNA of Oncorhynchus tshawytscha (Chinook salmon), 4076 nucleotides long. RefSeq names its product BCL6B transcription repressor (gene bcl6b). NCBI's taxonomy places the organism in Eukaryota, Metazoa, Chordata, Actinopteri, Salmoniformes, Salmonidae. The record is from RefSeq and is a predicted model, not a curated record. The transcript has 11 exons. Bases 215 to 1957 code for a protein of 580 amino acids. Gene Ontology annotation, cellular component: nucleus. Gene Ontology annotation, biological process: regulation of transcription by RNA polymerase II. Gene Ontology annotation, molecular function: DNA-binding transcription factor activity, RNA polymerase II-specific; protein binding; RNA polymerase II cis-regulatory region sequence-specific DNA binding.
UGGCUACCCUGGACAGUCUUGCUCAGACAACUGUGGAGGGAGUAGGUUAUUGCCCAGCCUAGCCUGAAGACAGUUAGUUACAGAUUGAGGAACCUGAGAGUUGAACUGAGGGUUGUGAGGACAGCAUUGUGCGCAUUGGUUCUCGUCCCUGCUGGUCGGGGUACGAGUAGGGAGCUGGUCUCACCUAACAGAGGCGUCCAGGAGACUGCCCUCCAUGUUUUCUCUAGCUGGUGUCUUCUGCAACAGGAUGAGCAAGAUCCAGGUGGUGGAGGGAUAUAGGGUUGGAGGGAGGCAUGAGGCGGCGGGGUCUGAAGCGGCUGCUGCGCAGGGAUACGUAAAGGAGUUUACGCGCCACUCCAACGACGUCCUGCUGAAUCUGAACGAGCUGAGGCACCAGAACAUUCUGACUGAUGCCACCCUGGUGGUGGGCACUGCCCGACUGCAGGCACACUGUGCUGUGCUCAUUGCAUGCAGUGGGUUCUUCUACUCCCUGUACUCCCGUCGUGUGUCCUCUCCUGGAUGGAGUGGUGCUGGAGGCCAGGCCCUGACCCUGUCACUCCCUGACUCCCUGGACCCCUCCAGCGUCUCCCUGCUCCUGGACUUCAUGUACACCUCCCAGCUGCCCCUCACGCCACGCACAGUCCCCGGAGUGCUCUCCGUCGCCACCUACCUGCAGAUGGACCACGUGGCUGACGCCUGCAGAGCUUUCAUGUUACACAGUGAGAGGAUGAGAGGGACGCCCCCUCAAAUGAAGCUGGACUCCACGGUGUCUGUAAUGUCUGCAGCACUCUCAGGGGGAGCUCCUCUUAAUCCCCCUGUCAAUGGAAGACCCCGCCCAUCUGUCCUCGUUGUCUCCACCCCCUCCCAGUCCGCAGCGGAGGCUGAGGGUCGUAUGUGUCAUGACUCGGCCAGCAGGGUCCCUGGAAACUUCCGGGCCUGUCUGCAGCCAGGGACUUUCCUGACCCGCGAGCCCAGGUCAAAGGAACUAAAGCAGGAGCCUGAAUCACCCAUCCUGGCCUCCACCCCUUCUCCAGACAGCCCGUCUCGCUCCAGCUGUCAGCCCAACUCUCCUGCGGAGUCCAACACCUGUAAUCUAGGUGAACCCAAGCGCAACCCUGACCCCAAAGCCUGCAACUGGAAGAAAUACAAGUACAUUGUCCUCAACCCCCUCUGUGCCGAAAACACGGUGAAGGAGGAGGAGCCUGAGGAGGACCGGCAGCAGCUUGACCACAUCCCCACCUCUGAUAGGAUGGAAGUGACAUUGAAGCCACCUAUGGAGGCGUGGCCAAGGGAAGGAUCCGGACAAAAUGAAAGCCCUCCCCUGGUGCCCCACCCAGGGCUUCCAGCCCACCCUGUGGAACCCCCCAUGGAGCAACCCACCCACAAGGAAGGAACAGUCUCGCCUUGCUGUCUGGCACCACGCCCAUUGGAGCCAGAGGCCGCCCACCACUGCCAACACCCAAUUAAGCGUGAGAAUUACGGCUUGCCAUUCUGUUACUCUGGCAACCUGAGCGUGAUAAAGACUGCCUGCACUGCCCCCAUUGCAGGAGACAAGCCUUACCGCUGCAACGUGUGCGGUGCCCAGUUCAACCGGCCCGCCAACCUGAAGACGCACUCCCGCAUCCACUCCGGAGAGAAGCCCUACCGCUGUGAUACCUGCGGGGCCCGAUUCGUUCAGGUGGCCCACUUGCGAGCCCAUGUUCUGAUUCACACGGGCGAGAAGCCUUAUCCCUGUCACACCUGCGGCACUCGCUUCCGUCACCUGCAGACCCUGAAGAGUCACCUGCGCAUUCACACUGGAGAGAAGCCUUACACUUGUGAGAAGUGUGACCUGCACUUCCGCCACAAGAGCCAGCUGCGUCUCCACCUGAGGCAGAAGCAUGGCGCCGUCACCAACACCAAGAUCCGCUACAAGGUCCUGACCGACCCCUACCAGCCCAUCCUGCAGGCCUGUUGACGGCCCUCCCUUUGACCCCUAACCUUUAACCCCUAACCAUAACCCCACAGAUACCAAGAAUAACCCCAACAUUUAUGUCAAUCAAAUCAUGAUUGUGUAUCAGUUUCCACCCUGGUUUCUCCUGUGUUGUUAUUGUCCAUGGCUGUGUCCCCAAAUGGCAGCCUGGGCCUGGUUGCAUAAAACACCUUAAGUUCAUUUCCCCCUUACCUGUUCACUUACAGUUUUCUUAACUUUGAAUCAGUUGAACAAAACAUUUUAAAAGGUGAAUUUCUCCCUUAAAUUAAGUGAAAAAGUUAAUGGUGCCCAUGAGGUCCGUUAACUGCUUCAUUCAGUUUGGAUAUCAAUGUAAACAGAUUUUGUGGAUGUGAAUGUUACUUUCAUCUGCUCUGGUUACAAAAGGAAAACAUCAACCAGCUAGCUGCUUAGCUAAACAAUGGAAGGUGCACGAUCCAUGGCUACAAAAGGAAAACAUCAACCAGCUAGCUACUUAGUUAAACAAUGGAAGGUGCACGAUCCAUGGCUACAAAAGGAAAACGUCACCCAGCUAGCUACUUAGUUAAACAAUGGAGCUAUAGCUACUCUGUUAACUAGCUUGACAUACUAGGAAGUAAUAUAAACAAGUUGAGAAAAAAGUAACAAGAAACUAGGUUUAUUAUCUUCUGAAGCAAUUAAGUUCCAUUUUGAUAUCUCACAAAAUGAAAGUGACCUCUUUGACGAGAGGUUAAGUCAGUGAAUCAGACCAAGCCCAUGGGAACCAGAUACUCUGUCUGCCAUACAUGCCUUUAAACUACCAUAAAAAGGAAAUAUUUGAGGGGCUCUAUGCAACGCCUUUAAACAAUUCCCUUAGGCAAGGGACAAUUAUUUCUUAAUGUAAAGCCUUAAGGGAAACACUUAAUGUUUUAUGCAAACGAACCCUGUACAUUAUAUAGUGCACUACUUUUGACAAGGGCUCAUGGAGCCUACAGGAAUAGGAUGCCAUUCAAAACUGCUUGGCCCCAUCAAACCUGCCUGAUUGAGAGCUCAGCCUCGCCCCUCAAAAACAUGAGCUCAAGUAUGUUUCACUCAAGUAUGUUUCACUCACUGGCUAGAGAUGCCAUUAUAAACACAUAUACAUGACUAGUUGUAAGCCAAUCAAACCAUGAUGUUGUAAAAUUUGUGGAAAGGUGGCCGGCGCCAGAGAUCGGAGCUGAUAUGUAGAUAGGAUAACAAUGCCUCUCCUCUAAGGUAUUGAGCUGGAGGCGGUCUCAGGCCGCUUUUAAGCGUUAGGUGGAUAACAUGUCAAGAGAGCUGUCGAAAGUUACUGGGAGUAGUAUGAUAUGUUUUUGUAUCCAAGGAGGUGCUUUGAAAAGUUGAGAGUUUGGAGGUUAUGAGUAGAGAGUGAGUGAGACACAGACAGAGCUAGAAGAGAAGGGAGAAAAUGAGGAUGAAGGACUAAGGAGUGUGGCUAGAAGAGAAAAUACAUUUGACAUGGUUGGUUGGAAUCAUGAGGAGGAAUUGACUUUAUUCGAGUGACGGAGAGAAUGGUAUAGUAAGUUGUAGAGUUGAAUAGAGCAAGUGGAAGAAAGUUCUGCGCCAAUGCUUUGUUUAUAUUCAAGUGCCACAGCUAUUUUUAGGGACCGGGACACAUUGGGGACCCGUUGAGUAUUUGAGAUGACAAUGCCACAAAGAUGUCAUUAAAUAACAAUACAGAGAUAGGUAAUAAUGCCCAAGCACUACAGUGUGAAUCGACUACCCCGACUGUGUCAGCUUUAAAUAGCUUUUUUAACUCAUCUUUAUUUUUUACACACUAAAACCAAAGGCCUGGGGCCUUUGUCUAAUGUAUAUGACAGGUGUCAUAUAAGAUAAGAUGUUUUGCCCAUUACAUCCGUUCUGUAUUUUUCUAAAGGUUUUUAUUUAAAAUGGCAGACUAUAACUUGUCAUCGGUGCAGAGUCCGAGCAGGCAAAGGACUUCCGUCUCUUGUGUAUGAAGGAAUAUCUUCUCUCAGAGCAUAAAAGCUAGAUAAUGCGACUGUAAAAAUGGAUGAGAGAUGAUAUUGAUAUUUGAAAAUGUAUGGUGUUCUUUUGCUGGACAAAGACAAGGACUGUUUUAUACUAAUUAAAUUAAAUUGAUUGACCUUAA